This is a messenger RNA of Nycticebus coucang (slow loris), 975 nucleotides long. Its product is annotated as probable inactive ribonuclease-like protein 13. Lineage: Eukaryota; Metazoa; Chordata; Mammalia; Primates; Lorisidae. Bases 118 to 804 code for a protein of 228 amino acids. Gene Ontology annotation, molecular function: nucleic acid binding. The transcript is spliced from 3 exons. The record is from RefSeq and is a predicted model, not a curated record.
CAUCACCGUUUUCUUCUUUCAUAUCACCACCAUCAUCACAUAACCACUCCACUGGGACCACCACCAUCAUAACAUCUCUCUUCCUUCAUUAGAGCCCUUCAAGAUCUGUUAGAGCACAUGCUGUUCAGUCAUGCAAGAAGAACCCCUGCCCCCACCAGCAGUCUUCAGCUCCCGUCCUUCCUCCCAGCCUUUGGAGAAUUACCAGGCCAGCCUGUUCCUUCUAUACUCUCUGAAUUGUUUAUUAGAAAAGGUGCCAAGGCCAAGGAUAAUUGGGAAAAGCCUCUCACUGGAGGACCAGUGAGCAUUUAUCCUGCAAGUGUGGCAGCUCCUGCCCUGGGAGGAAUGGCACCAGUGGCCGCCCAGCUCCUUAUCUGCCAGCUGGUUUGGGGGCCAAUUUUGGCAGAGGACAUCAAGGAGCAGAUUGCCGUCCAGAACUUCCGCACUUUACACAUAGACUACCCCAGGGUCAGCUAUCCAGAGGGUUUCCAGGGCUACUGUAAUGGUCUGAUGGCCUAUGUGCGGGGCAAGAUGCAAACCUGGAAUUGCCCAAAGACCUACUACGUGGUACAUACACCUUGGAACGCCAUUGUGAGGACCUGCAAGCUCAGUGAGAGCUUCUGCGAGAACUACAAUGAAUACUGCACCCUCACCCAGGAUUCCUUCCCACUCACGGUCUGCACCCUGGCACUCAGACAGCCACCCACCAGCUGCCGCUACACUAGCACCCUCAGCAACCGAAGGCUCUACCUGCUCUGCUCCCGCAAGUAUGAGGGUGAACCAAUGGGCAUCAUUGGCUACUUUUAGGGAAUUUAAUUGCUGAGCCACCCCCCAUGCUCCCCCAGCUCUGUCACAAGGCAGCCUGUCCCCAUUUCCAAAACUCUGAUGCCUACAAUAAUACUUUCUUCUUGACUCCGAGGCAGGUGUGAAAUGUCCAAGGCUUUGAUCACCCUGCAGAGUUGUCCUGUCUUCUAAGAG